This is a messenger RNA of Motacilla alba alba, 5496 nucleotides long. RefSeq names its product calcitonin receptor like receptor (gene CALCRL). NCBI's taxonomy places the organism in Eukaryota, Metazoa, Chordata, Aves, Passeriformes, Motacillidae. The transcript has 13 exons. Gene Ontology annotation, biological process: adenylate cyclase-activating G protein-coupled receptor signaling pathway; cell surface receptor signaling pathway; angiogenesis. Gene Ontology annotation, molecular function: calcitonin gene-related peptide receptor activity; calcitonin receptor activity; adrenomedullin receptor activity. The record is from RefSeq and is a predicted model, not a curated record. Gene Ontology annotation, cellular component: plasma membrane. The coding region runs from base 535 to 1938 and encodes 467 amino acids.
UUGCGAGCGCCGGGCGGGCGAGCGGAGCCGCCCCGGGGCCAGGUGCGGGCAGAGGCCGGGAGCAGAUGGCAGCGCCGGGGCUCGAAUGCCACGGGAGCUCGGCUUCCCCGGGACAUGCCAUUCGGGAGAGAAAAGUAACUUAAGGCGGCCGCAGGCGGGGUCGGUGAUGUAACAGGAAGCUCUGAUGUUUCGCUGCUGCCGCCGCCGCUCCGCGCUGCCCUCGGACACGCUCCCGGCGCUCCCGCAGCAGCGCCGCUCCGCCGGGACAGCCGCGCUCCGGAUCGCACCCGCCGGGCACCGCUCUCGGCUGGCUGUGGAGGGACCGGGCGAGACAGCUCCGCUCAGCUUUGUCUGAGACAGCUCCGCACACAGCUUUAUCUGAGGUAGCUCCGCGCAGCUUUAUGAGAGACAGCUCCGCACACAGCUUCAUCUGAGAUAGCUCCGCUCAGCUGUGUCUGGAAACGCUCAGGCAGGAGCUCGGCGUGUUUGAGUUCAUUCAGCUACAACGUAAGAUUGACUGCACCAGAUAUAAAAAUGACAAAAAUCUGGAUCACAUUUUUGCUGCUCUUCUUAUUGGUUACUAUGUUUUUUGCCACUGCUUCUCCAGCUGAGGGACAACAGAACUCCACAAUCGACAUUGUCCAGCUGAGUGUUACCCGGAAUAAAAUCAUGACAGCACAGUAUGAAUGCUACCAGAAGAUUAUGCAAGACCCUGUUCACAAGAAAGAAGGUCCUUACUGCAACAGGACCUGGGAUGGCUGGCUGUGCUGGAGUGACGUUGCUGCCGGAACCGUGUCGGUGCAGCGCUGUCCUGACUACUUUCAGGAUUUCAACCCAUCAGAAAAAGUUACGAAGAUCUGUGAUCCAAAUGGGAAUUGGUUCAGACACCCAGAAAGCAACAGGACCUGGACAAACUACACCCAGUGCAAUAUCUAUACACAUGAAAAAGUGAAGACUGCUCUGAACUUGUAUUACUUGGCCAUCAUCGGACACGGACUUUCAAUUGCAUCACUUCUGAUUUCUCUUGGCAUUUUCUUUUAUUUUAAGAGCUUGAGUUGCCAAAGGAUUACCCUGCAUAAAAAUCUGUUUUUCUCUUUUGUUUGCAACUCUGUUGUAACAAUAAUUUCACUGACGGCCGUUGCCAACAACCAGGAAUUAGUUGCAACCAACCCAGUUAGUUGCAAAGUGUCACAGUUCAUCUACCUGUACCUGAUGGGUUGCAACUACUUUUGGAUGCUGUGUGAAGGCAUUUACCUGCACACACUGAUUGUGGUGGCCGUUUUUGCUGAGAAGCAGCACUUGAUGUGGUAUUACCUUCUUGGCUGGGGUUUUCCACUGAUCCCUGCCUGCAUACAUGCUGUUGCAAGAAGCUUAUAUUAUAAUGACAAUUGUUGGAUCAGCUCUGACACUCAUCUGCUUUACAUCAUCCAUGGCCCUAUUUGUGCUGCUCUCUUGGUGAACCUUUUCUUCCUGCUGAACAUCGUUCGUGUUCUCAUAACCAAGCUGAAAGACACCCACAAGGCUGAGUCCAACCUGUACAUGAAGGCAGUGAGAGCCACCCUGAUUCUUGUCCCUCUCCUCGGCAUCGAGUUUGUGCUGUUCCCAUGGCGACCCGAGGGCCGGAUCGCCGAGGAGGUGUACGACUACGUGAUGCACAUCCUCAUGCACUACCAGGGUCUACUGGUGGCUACAAUUUUCUGCUUCUUCAAUGGUGAGGUGCAGGCUGUGCUGAGGAGGCACUGGAACCAGUACAAGAUCCAGUUUGAGCACAGCUUCAGCCACUCGGACGCCAUGCGCACGGCCUCCUACACCGUGUCCACCAUCAGCGACGUGCAGGGCUACGGCUACGGCCACGACUGCGGCGGCGAGCACCUCAACGGCAAGGGCUACCACGACAUGGACAGCGUGGCACUCAAGACUGAGAAGCUCUACGGCUGAGGGGCUGCCCCCUGCCCUGUGCCAAUCCACGGCUGAUCCAGCGACUUCAUGGCCAGAAGAUCUCACCUACCUUGGGAUAUGUUGUUCUCCUGGAUGAUGCGAACUAAACCAACACGUUUCUCGUAUAUGUGUGUGUGUGUGCAUAUACACACGUGCGUAUAUACUUAGGUUUGUAUUUGUGUAUCUAUACAGUAUGGACAUCUGUACAUAUAUAUCUAUAUAUGUAUGUGCAUUUAUAUAAGGAUACAAACUUUGCCUCUUCAGUUUCUACUGUGUAGACAAAGUUGGCAAAUUUUUGUACAAAGGGAAUCAAUGAAGGAUUUCUUAUUUUCUUGGAAGUUUGUAUAAGACUGUGCUGUGUUGAAGCCACUUCGUUUGCCUACAGAAUCUUAGAGUGUAAAUACCAUACUCUGUUGUCUUAAUUCAAUUUAAAAUAGAGCAAAGCAAAAUGGUUUAAGUAGGUGCAAUAAUAACAAGACAUUUUCCAGGUUCUUUUUUUUGGUCCAGUAUUCGUUUGGCUGUCAAAAAAGCCUGACAGGUAGUCUGAAGUAACAAAGAUAGAUAGAUACUGCUGUUUUGGUUAAAGAGAUUGAUGUUUUGCUUUGGUUUGGCCAGUUUGUUUUCUUCCCACUGUUUUACACCAAGGACAGAGACACCACUUCCAGUGUGAGCCUUCAUGCACUUCUGUACUGCAAUGUACUGUCUUGCACCAAGAUUUGAACAAUUUUAUUUAAGCUAUUUCAGGAUAUUCAGAAGUGUCUCCUUCUCCUGAAUUCAUGGAAGUUUCUUCUGGAUUUAACAAAGACAAGACUGAUGAGGCCUCACUGCCAGAGAGCAAAGGAGUAACCUGAGUCACUGUAAGUCCCUCCAGACACUCGUAGUAACUGCAGCUGGUGGAACUUCAUUGUGUGCUUAAGGAAUUUAACUUAAGGAAUCUUCAACUGGAGAAGAUCACGUACAGAAUUCCUUGUGGCAUUGUUCUGAUUUUACUUUUAUGUAUUUCCCUGGCCAUAUGCUUGAUAACUUAUUCCUUCAUUCUUGGGGCAAAGUUUUGGUUAAUUUUGUGGCUGUUUUUGUUGUCUGAGGUGAGCGUGCAAGACUGAGCACAGUGCACAUGAUAUACUACCUUUAAAGCCAGUAUAUGAGACUCAGACUCAGCAAGCCAACUAACUCUCAUUAUUUGGAAAAUCCAGUAUAAGUUUUGUAUUACAAAGGUUCAACACUUUAUGCCUUGAGGAUUUCAAUAUUAUUUUGGAUUGCUUGAGUCUAAAUCUCUGUCUCAGUUAAUUAGCUAAGAGCAGUACUUUAUAUGUUUUUUCUUUGGUUCUGCUGGUGCAUAAAGGUCUCACUGAAAACUAGGAGGUUGUCAGGAAGGUCUUGAGAAAAUGUGGCUUUAUAGAAACUUAUAUUUUUCUUAAAUCUUUAGGCUUUAAAGAAAUAGCAGUUUUGUUAAGUGAAAUGACAAAAAUGCUCAAGAAUGAGGGCAUGAAACGAGGUGAGUUCACUGAUUAUACAUGUCAUUUGCAAAUAAGUCUACUUGAAAUGGGGAAAAACCAAAAUUAGGCAGAAGAAAAAGUAGAUGCUGGAACUGUGACAGACUGUUUUGCUAAUGAACCUAUUUCUGAUGCAGGUAGUCCAGUCAAAAAAUUGGAAGACAGUUCUUUCUGAGACUAGUUUGAAAUAAUUUUGCAUACAAAAUUAUACAAGCCACCUUGACUUUGACAUUUAAACAUUUUUGUCAGUAGCUUUUCUCUACGCUUCAGUAGUGUCUAGGUAAUUUUCAGUGUUUAUUGCUUUGUGACUUCAUAAGGUGUUUAAUGCUUUAUACUUACAAAGCAAACAUUAGGAGGACGUGGCAAGUUCAUGCCACUUGCACCUUUCUUUAGUUUUUUUUUACAGUUCUUAUGUCUGGACUUUGAAUAUAGAAAGUGUUUUAUUACUGAUACAGUUUCACAACAGAGAAUCUCAGCUAGGAUGCACAAAUGAAGAUUUCCCCUUUUCUGCAGGGCUGUCUGGUCAGUUGAUGGGGAUGAUCUGAAGAAUCUGUUCGAUUGCGUAGUGUGAGAUCUGGCAGUCAGAUGACACAGUCUCUUAAAUGUUAAGGGUGACAGUAACAACGUCUGCUACAACAUGACUAGAGGUUAUUUGCAAAGCUGCUUGCUGAUCUUUGUUACUUAACAUUUGUGCCAUGUUCAGAGGAUAUCAGUAGUGCAGAAAAUCCCUGCUCCAGUGUAGCAGCUUUACAUUUGUGGGACCAGAUCAUCAGCUGGUAUAAAUCUGUCUUGAGUUCCCUUUGCACAGUCUGCACGUACCACUGAGACUCAAAGCCCAGACAAGAGUCUGUCCAUUUAAAAUGUGCUGUAAACCAUUUAUGGCACAUUAUUAGACAAUUAUUUCAUGGUACCUGGUGGAUUGUUGUUGCAAUUAACACAUAGAUGUUGGUUUAGAGUGUGAUAGAGUAUAACUAAGCUUCAUUCUCAGAGAGGCAGUUCAAAUUUAACAGACUACAGAUUUUGUCAUUUAAUAUAUAUUUCUAUUAGAGAAACGUGUAAUUAUAAUUUAGGAGGGAAAAUUGGUUUUGUACAGAAAUUACCUUACUUCUAGGUGGAUAAUCACAGCUUCCUUCAAGGCACAAACCCUCCCAUCUUCGCUUUGGAAAAGAAACACAGCCAGCUGGAUGUGCAAGGAAAUCUUUCUGGCUGUGAAGGGUCACAUGGUGUAGCAGAGCUGUAUUUUCCCCUCUCCUGCUGAGGUUAGAUAAUCUGUUUCCUAAUUUGCAUUGGAAAAUACCAAUUCCUUAUUUUGUCUUCCUACCUCACCUUUUUUCAGUUUCUACACAGCUGAGAGAAGGGGCUGCUUCUUAAAAUGUUUUUCUGUCACCAUAAGGUAAAAUCAAAUUCUUAUGCUGAUUUCUCAUGGCUCUCUUCUACUUCACAGAAUGUUGCAGUCCAUAGCUGUCUUCUCUGGGAUGAAAGUAAACUCUCUUUUGGUGGGGCUGUGAGAUUCCUUUGAACAUGCAGAUUAUUACUUGUUUAGUACCUGUUCUUCUUUGCUGUUUCUUUAUUUUUAAUUUAGUGAGGAUUUAUUGUAUCAAUCUACAGGGGCUACAGCAAUAGUUGUCUUAUAUUUUUAUCUGUAACACCAGCAUGUUAUGAUUCAAUGAGAGAAAAUGUCUAUUUUUAAUGCUACUGUCUUCAAUUAAUAAAUGGCUGCAUUGCAGGGUGCCUCAGUUGGUUUUUUAAUGUUGGCAUUUAUGUUAUUCAGUUUUUCAUGGUGGUGAUCUACAAAAGUAUUUGGCUGUAGAAAUGCUGCAACACGUACUCCUUUUGAUGUCAAGAAACAUUUGGGCUGGCAACCAGGCAACAUUCAUUUAUUGUCCUAUGUAAAUAAGAUUAAUAGAAGCUAUGGCAUUGUAUUUAUUGCUUACACUAAGAAGAAAAUGGAAAAAAUGUGAAGUUAUUUUUUUGGUUGUUUCAUUUUCACCUUGUUCAUAUGAAUCAUGCAUUUUAAUUGCUAAGAGAAGUAUUGUUUCUGAUCAAUAAAAUAUUACUCCAUUUA